Molecule: messenger RNA, 189 nt
Organism: Linum tenue
Lineage: Eukaryota; Viridiplantae; Streptophyta; Magnoliopsida; Malpighiales; Linaceae
Source: the annotation of a GenBank genome assembly
AUGGAAGGGAAAGGGCUGAUAAUUCGGGGGGUGGGCCCCGCAGGCGCUGAUUCUGGACCACUUGGCGGCGAGCGGAUUCGUGACGCACUGCAGGUGGAACUCGACGCUGGAAGGGAUCACGACGGGGUUGCCGAUGUUGACGCGGCCGGUGACGGCGGAGCAGUUCUACAACGAGAAGCUGCUAAUUGA